This is a messenger RNA of Staurois parvus, 310 nucleotides long. Lineage: Eukaryota; Metazoa; Chordata; Amphibia; Anura; Ranidae. The record is from the annotation of a GenBank genome assembly.
AAGUAGGAUGAGGAUGAAGAAGUAGGAUGAGGAUGAAGAAGAAGAAGAAGAAGUAGGAUGAGGAUGAAGAAGAAGAAGAAGAAGAAGAAGAAGGAGGAUGAGGAUGAAGAAGAAGAAGAAGAAUAAGAAGAAGAAGUAGGAUGAGGAUGAAGAAGAAGAAGAAGAAGAAGAAGUAGGAUGAGGAUGAAGAAGAAUUCCAGUGCAGCAAAAAGUGUAUCUGCAGAGAGCUCCGCUAUUUCUGACAGUUCUCUGACAGUUCUUUCACAUUUACAGCGAUUGAAAACAUUGUAUCUAUUUGUUUCCGAAUAAA